This is a messenger RNA of Cotesia glomerata, 2907 nucleotides long. RefSeq lists its product as uncharacterized. Gene Ontology annotation, biological process: DNA repair; telomere maintenance. Bases 1 to 2907 code for a protein of 968 amino acids. The record is from RefSeq and is a predicted model, not a curated record. Gene Ontology annotation, molecular function: DNA helicase activity. NCBI's taxonomy places the organism in Eukaryota, Metazoa, Arthropoda, Insecta, Hymenoptera, Braconidae. The transcript has a single exon.
AUGGUUCAACAUUAUCAAGAUGCCAUGAGCAUCGUUCGGGUUCAUGGAACACCUGAUUUGUUUGUAACCAUGACAUGCAAUCCUCGGUGGCGAGAAAUAACUGAAAAUUUGUUUUCGGGACAAACAGCUGCAGAUAGACCGGAUCUCGUAGCUAGGGUAUUUUAUUUAAAGGUUAAACACUUGAUGGAUAUAAUAGUUAAGCAAAAUCAUUUUGGCAAAGUAUUAGCUUACGUGUAUGUAAUAGAAUACCAAAAACGCGGUUUACCACAUGUACAUUUGUUAAUAACAUUGGAUCGUAAUUCUAAAAUCAACACCCCUGAACGAGUAAAUAGGUAUGUUUCAGCUGAAAUACCAGAUCCAGAAGAAAAUCCAAUAUUACACACAAUUGUAAUGAAAAACAUGAUACAUGGACCUUGCGGUGAUUGGUGUUUGGUAGAUAAUAAAUGUUCAAAAAAGUAUCCGAAAUCCUAUCUUGAAGAAACAAAAAUGGAUGAAAAUGGUUAUCCUUCUUAUCAAAGGAAAAAUACAGGUAUAUUUUAUUCUAAAUCGAAUAAUUAUUCAGUAGAUAAUCGACACGUAGUGCCUUACAACAAAGAACUGUUAGAAAUGUUAAAUUGUCAUAUAAAUGUAGAAAUAGUUGCCAGUAUUCGAGCCAUGAAAUAUUUGUUCAAAUACUUAUAUAAAGGUCAUGAUGCAGCUGCUAUUAACUUACAGAAUGAAAAUCCAAAUGGGAUAAUCGACCACGACGAAAUUCAAGAUUAUAUUGAAGGUCGAUAUGUUGGCCCUGUUGAAGCAUGCUGGAGAAUUUUCAAUAAAGAAUUGCAAAAUAAAAGUCAUACAGUUAUCAGAUUACCUGUACAUUUACCAAACCAACACACAAUUACUUUAGACCCUGAGAAUGCAAACGACAUCCAAAGUGCAUUGGAAAAACAAACUAUGCUCAUGGAUUAUUUCGCUUUAAACGCGAGAGAUCCAGAAGCAAAGGCUUAUUCAUACGCGCAAAUUCCCGAACAUUAUGUUUUUAAGAAAAAAGAUGCCAAAACAAAGAAAUUUAGUUGGGAACCACGACAAUCACAAUUUAAAGCUAUAGGAAGGAUGUAUUCAAUAAGUCCUGCACAAGUGGAGUUGUUUCAUUUACGUUUGUUGUUGAUUAACGUCAGAGGAGCAACAAGUUUCGAUGACCUUAGAACCGUUAAUGGAAUAGUAUGUGAUACAUAUACUUCUACAUGUUUGGCCUUAGGACUUAUAGAAGAUGAUAAUGAAUGGGAACGAACAUUAACUGAAGCUGAUUCGUGGAUGAUGCCAGUACAACUACGUAAGUUAUUCAUUCGAAUUUUGCUACAUUGUCAUCCGGUGUGCCCUGAAAAAUUGUGGGAAAAAUUCAAACAUUCAAUGUCAGAGGACUUUCUUGUUGAAUAUGAACCGGUUUUGGCAUAUCGGAAAACUUAUGCUUUGCUUGAUGAUAUGUUAAUUUCUGAAGGAUCGGGUAUCAGUAAAUUUCCAACGAUGGAACAACAAAUAGAGUCUAUUAACAGGGAAGCUGAUGAUAUGUCUUUAGAGGAACAUCUAAAGAUCGGUGAAGAACAAUAUCUCAAAUUAAACGAAAAACAAAAAGAAAUUGUAGACAUCAUCGGUUCGGGUAAAACAUUUAUUUACACGACGUUGUAUCAUGUCCUCAGGAGCAGACAACAAAAUGUAUGUACAAUGGCCUUUACGGGGAUUGCAGCAACUCUUCUUCCACACGGACGAACUGUUCACAAAGUCUUCGGUAUGCCUGUCCCAUUGUAUGAAGACUCAACAUCUAACAUAAAAAAUCGGACGAAAGAGUAUAAUUAUUUAAAAAAUAUCGACUUAAUCAUUUGGGAUGAGGCUCCAAUGGCACCAAGAUAUGCAUUAGAACUGGUAGACCGUACGCUGCGUGACAUAUGUAAUAAUAACCGACCAUUCGGAGGUAAAAUUGUUGUACUCGGCGGUGAUUUUCGACAAUUGUUGCCGAUUAAAAUACAUGCCACCCGUAAUGAAAUGGUCAAUUUAUCAAUAAAAUUCAGCCAAGUAUGGAAGUGUUUUAAGAUUUUUUCUUUAUCUCAAAAUAUGCGGGCAUUACCAGAAGAAACUGAAUUUGCUAAAUUCCUGUUGUCGAUUGGAGAUGGAGAUAUUAAUAAUAAAGACGAUUACGUGACUGUUCCUGAAAAUUGUAUAGCGCCAAAAGGAUCUAAUAUUGUUAUCGAUAUUUACUAUGAUGCUAUAAAUGACGGUCGAUACGAUGAUUUCACCAAAUUGGCUAUUCUUUCUCCUCGUAAUGUAGACGUAGAUGAAAUAAACAGUAAAGUUGUAGAUAUGUUGGACGAACAAUCAGAAAAGAUUUACAAUAGUAUUGAUAGUACGGAAAAUUGUGAUAACGGCACUAUCAAUGAAGCUAUUCUGGUAGAAUAUUUGAACACCAUCAAUCCUCCUAAUUUUCCUCCGCAUGAAUUAAGAUUGAGAUUGAAUAGCGUUGUUAUGCUUGUUAGGAACUUAAGUGUAAACGAAGGCUUAUGUAAUGGUACAAGACUGAUGGUUUUAGAACUUGGGUCGAAUUUAUUAAAAUGUAAAAUUUUAACUGGAGAUAAAGCAGGAGAUACAGUUUUCAUUAACAGGAUAACUUUGUAUCAUGAUCACGUAAAUGCAUUUACAUUCAAACGGAGGCAAUAUCCCUUAAAGUUGGCAUUUGCAAUGACCAUAAAUAAAGCUCAAGGGCAAACAUUCGACAAAAUUGGAGUAGAUCUUCAAAAAGACGUCUUUAAUCAUGGACAACUAUACGUUGCAAUGUCACGAGUAAAAUCAUGGAGUUCAUUGAAAUUGUACUUGAGAGAUGAAAGGUCGAACGAAUUGAUAAAGAAUUAUGUAUUUAAAGAACUUUAUCUAUAA